Messenger RNA from Capronia epimyces CBS 606.96, 459 nucleotides. RefSeq lists its product as uncharacterized. The record is from RefSeq and is a predicted model, not a curated record. The coding region runs from base 1 to 459 and encodes 152 amino acids. Gene Ontology annotation, molecular function: translation initiation factor binding; nucleotide binding. NCBI's taxonomy places the organism in Eukaryota, Fungi, Ascomycota, Eurotiomycetes, Chaetothyriales, Herpotrichiellaceae. Gene Ontology annotation, cellular component: RNA polymerase II, core complex; P-body. The transcript has a single exon. Gene Ontology annotation, biological process: mRNA export from nucleus in response to heat stress; positive regulation of translational initiation; transcription initiation at RNA polymerase II promoter.
AUGCCUCACGCUGCGCCUUCUCGCUUUCCGCCUACAGCCACGUCCGAUCUCGAAGCCGGCGCAGUCCUCAAACUCGGCGAGUUCCAGAACGAAGUCACGCUCAACCUGUCGGAGGCUAGAAUCAUCUUGCAAAAGACCCUCGCCACUCGCGCGGCACGAGGCGGGCGCUACGAGGAGACCGAAACCACGGCGAAGACGCGGGACUACCUUGAAAUCUUUGCCGUCUUCAAAGAGCUUGCCGAGGCGCAACAAGUCGAGGGAAUCAUCAAUUCUUACGGUGACAACCUGGAACGCUUUGAGAAAAGUCAGCUGGGAAGCUUGGUGCCGACGUGCUCGGACGAAGCGAAAGCCUUGAUCCCAAGUCUGGAGAAGAAGGUCGAGGACGGUGUUGUCUCUGAGGCCGAGUUGGAGGGCAUUUGCAGGGAAUUGCAGAGGCUGAAGAGACAGGCACAGUUGUGA